CAAAAAAAAUGUAUAUGUGUACCCUUUGGAAUUCAUGUUUUGAAGUCAAGUAAAGAAGUUGAAAUAAUUGAAGUAAAAGGCAUAUGUGAUGGUAAUAUUAAUAGGGGACAAAAUGUGAAAGGAAAAUUCAAGAUUGUUAGGAGAAAUAUUUGAAGAUAUGGUGAGUACUCUUCAAAGUGUUGGGAGUAGUGGAAGAACAUCAACAAGUGAGGACAACAAUAAUAUUAAUGAUGAAGAUCAAGAGAUGACAAAAUUGGCAUUGGCUUCAUUUCAAGCCAGAGAAGAAGAAAUUGAGAGGAAAAAAAUGGAGGUGAAAGGCAAAGUUGAGUCUCAACUUAGCCGUGCUGAGGAAGAAACAAGGCGUUUGGUUCGUGUAUGGGAGGAGCUUGAAGUGUUGACCGAUCCAAUGAGAAAGGAAGUAGCAAUGGUACGCAAGAAAAUUGAUGUGAUUAAUCGUGAAAUUAAAUCACUUGGACAAACAUGUCAAAAGAAGGAGAAAGAAUACAGAGAAGUGUUGGAGGCUUUCAAUGAAAAGAACAAUGAAAAAACUCAGCUAACCUCCACUCUUGUAGAGCUGGUUAAGGAAAGUGAGAAAUUCAGAAUGGGGAAGCUGGAAGAGCUAAGCAAAGUUGUAAAUUCCAAACGCUAGUAAAAAUGUAAAACUCCAUCAUUGGCCAUUGUUGACACUAUAGAAUUACUCAAAUAUUUUUCUACGUAUAUUAUAAAAACCAAUUUAUUUUACCUUUUAUUUUAUUCCCUUCAGUAAUGUACCAAAAGUACCCCUCCUUCGAUUUGAUUUUUCACCACUGUUGAGAUUGUAAAAGGAAGAAAAAGGUGAGAUUUAUUUGGCUUUUUGUUUA
Messenger RNA from Capsicum annuum, 860 nucleotides. RefSeq lists its product as uncharacterized. The coding region runs from base 158 to 649 and encodes 163 amino acids. The record is from RefSeq and is a predicted model, not a curated record. Lineage: Eukaryota; Viridiplantae; Streptophyta; Magnoliopsida; Solanales; Solanaceae. The transcript is spliced from 4 exons.